Messenger RNA from Mesoplodon densirostris (Blainville's beaked whale), 1656 nucleotides. It is a transcript of the gene TRMT2B, whose product is annotated as tRNA methyltransferase 2 homolog B. Gene Ontology annotation, biological process: RNA processing. Lineage: Eukaryota; Metazoa; Chordata; Mammalia; Artiodactyla; Ziphiidae. The record is from RefSeq and is a predicted model, not a curated record. Gene Ontology annotation, molecular function: tRNA (uracil(54)-C5)-methyltransferase activity, S-adenosyl methionine-dependent.
AUGAGAAAUGAUAAAGGAGCAGAAGGGCAUGGGAAGAAGAAAGGGGAAGAAGAGUGCGAAUUUCUAAGUGAUUUAGGAGAUUUAUCCAGAUCCACCAAUGGGAGGGUGAGGAGAGCAGGCAGGGGGCGGGGUCGUCGCGCGGGGCGGUCGCGCGGGGCGGUCGCGCGGGGCGGUCGCGGGGGUGGGGAAGGCGCCGGGCCUUUGCGCAAGGAGUGCUUCAGCAGAUUUCUAGAGAAGCGCCCGGACAAAGUCGGGGGAAGGGCUCUCGAGACAAGCUGCACGGUGUCGGGCCAGCCAGCGCCCAGGGGGAGCCCAGCGUCCCGUCGCAAGAUUUGUAGGUUACGAAGAUGCUAUUAUUAUUUGCUCCCCUGGUGUGCCAGAAAACCUCCAGGUUGGUCACAACUCUUUCUGGACUCAGCAUGUAAGGGAAACUUCACCUACAUGAUAGCCAAGAAGUGUCAAAGAAGACAGAAAAGUCAGAAGAAACCAAGACAUCUUGGACCACUAGAUGAUUCCUGGCAGGAAAGGCUGGCUGAUGUUGUGACGCCACUCUGGAGGCUGAGCCAUGAAGAACAGCUCAAGCCUGUCAUCAAUGGCUACCGAAAUAAGUCCACCUUCUCUGUGAACUGAGGUCCAGAUGGCAAUCCAAAGACUGGGGGGUACUACCUGGGAACUUGGAGAGACAGGAACAUAGUCUGUGUACUGUCUAACCAUCUGAAAAACAUCCCCAAGAAACACAGUCAAGUGGCACAGUACUACGAAGUAUUCCUUCGACAGUCCCCAUUGGAGCCCUGCCUUCUGUUUCAUGAAGGUGGGUACUGGUGUGAGCACAUAGCCCACACCAAUAGCUGAGGGCACACAAUGGCCAUCAUCACUUUCCAUCACCAGGAAUUAAGGCCGGAGGAGCUCUGUGUUCAGAAGGAGACUGUAAAGAAGUUUUUCACCAAAGGGCCAGGAGCAGUCUGUGACUUGACAUCACUUUACUUCCAGGAAAGCACUAUGACCCGUUGCAGCCAUCAGCAGUCCCCCUACCAGCUCCUGUUUGGGGAACCCCACAUCUUUGAAGAUCUCCUGGGGUUGAAGAUAUGCAUCUCUCCAGAUGCCUUUUUCCAGGUUAACACUGCUGGUGCAGAGAUACUGUAUCGGACAGUGGGGGAGCUGAGUGGAGUGAACUCUAACACCAUCCUCCUUGACAUCUGCUGUGUAACUGGUGUGAUUGGCCUCUCUCUGGCUCAGUAUACCUCCUAGAUCUUUGGGAUUGAGUUGGUGGAGCAGGCGGUAGAGGAUGCCAGGUGGACUGCAGCCUUCAAUGGCAUCACCGACUGUGAAUUACAUACCGGUCGAGCAAAGAAGAUUUUGCCACAGCUACUGAAGUCAAAGGAAGAUGGGCAGUUAAUUGUUGCUAUAGUGAACCCAGCAGCGGGACUGCAUUACCAGGUGGUUCAAGCCAUUCAAAACUGAGGGGCCAUCCGCAUACUAGUUUUUGUUUCCUGCAAGCCCCAUGGUGAAACUACAGGGAACAUCAUUGAGUUGUGCUGUCCUCCAAACUCUGCUAAGAAGCUCCUUGGCGAGCCUUUCGUCCUAAGACAAGCUGUGCCUGUGGAUCUGUUCCCCCACACCCCGCGCUGUGAGCUGGUGCUUCUCUUCACUCAAUAA